GAAGGGCCCGGGGCGCUUGCGCAAGCGCGCGCUCCGCCGGUUGAAAGCGGAUCCGGGCUGGAGGCGGCGUCGCGGUGCAUGAAUAUUGAUUACGCGUCGCAGCGCCCAGCGCCCAGCGCCCAGCGCCCGCCCCUCUCGGCCUCCCGACGCUCGCUGCUCGCGCUUGGGCUCGCGAUGGGGAAGAAGUCCCGGGCGGUACCCGGCCGUAGGCCCAUCCUGCAGCUCUCUCCGCCGGGUCCUCGGGGCAGCACGCCGGGCCGGGACCCGGAGCCGGAACCCGACACCGAGCCGGACUCCACCGCGGCGGUCCCCAGCCAGCCCGCCCCGUCGGCGGCGACGACGACCACCACCACCACCGCCGCGGUGACUGCCGCCGCGGCCUCGGACGAGUCGCCUUCAGAAGGCAAGGAUGAACAAGAAGCGGUGCAGGAGGUUCCUAGAGUUGUUCAGAAUCCUCCAAAACCAGUCAUGACCACUAGACCCACAGCUGUUAAAGCAACAGGCGGUCUAUGCUUACUUGGUGCGUAUGCUGACAGUGAUGAUGAUGACAAUGAUGUUUCCGAAAAACCAGCACAGUCCAAAGAGACAAAUGGAAACCAGUCAACUGAUAUUGAUAGUACAUUGGCCAACUUCCUAGCGGAGAUCGAUGCCAUAACAGCUCCUCAGCCUGCAACUCCUGUAGGAGCUUCUGCUCCACCUCCAACUCCACCUCGACCAGAGCCAAAGGAAGUAGCGACAUCUACCCUUUCUUCUUCUACUUCAAAUGGAACAGACUCCACCCAAACAUCUGGAUGGCAAUAUGAUACUCAGUGUUCACUGGCAGGAGUCGGAAUUGAGAUGGGCGAUUGGCAGGAAGUCUGGGAUGAGAACACGGGAUGUUAUUAUUAUUGGAAUACACAAACAAAUGAAGUGACUUGGGAGUUACCCCAAUAUCUUGCCACCCAGGUACAGGGAUUACAGCAUUACCAGCCCAGUUCUGUGCCAGGUGCUGAAACUAGUUUUGUGGUAAAUACAGACAUAUAUUCUAAGGAGAAAACGAUUUCUGUUUCCAGUAGUAAAAGUGGACCAGUCAUAGCCAAGCGAGAAGUUAAAAAGGAAGUAAAUGAAGGAAUUCAGGCUCUCUCAAAUAGUGAGGAGGAGAAGAAAGGGGUGGCAGCAUCACUGCUUGCUCCUUUAUUGCCUGAGGGAAUAAAAGAAGAAGAAGAGAGAUGGAGAAGAAAAGUAAUUUGUAAAGAAGAGCCAGUUUCAGAAGUAAAAGAAACAAGUACAACAGUAGAAGAAGCAACAACAAUAGUAAAGCCACAGGAAAUUAUGUUGGACAAUAUAGAAGACCCUUCUCAGGAGGAUCUUUGCAGUGUUGUCCAAUCUGGAGAAAGUGAGGAGGAAGAGGAGCAAGAUACCCUUGAACUGGAGCUAGUUUUGGAAAGGAAAAAAGCAGAGUUGCGAGCCUUGGAGGAAGGAGAUGGUAGUGUGUCAGGGUCUAGUCCACGUUCUGAUAUCAGCCAGCCAGCAUCUCAAGAUGGAAUGCGUAGGCUUAUGUCUAAAAGAGGAAAAUGGAAGAUGUUUGUUCGAGCUACCAGUCCAGAAUCUACCAGCAGGAGUUCUAGUAAAACUGGACGAGAUACUCCAGAAAAUGGAGAAACUGCAAUUGGUGCUGAAAAUUCAGAAAAAAUAGAUGAGAAUUCAGAUAAAGAGGUGGAAGUAGAAGAAUCUCCAGAGAAAAUAAAAGUACAAACAACACCAAAAGUGGAAGAAGAACAGGAUUUGAAAUUUCAGAUUGGAGAACUGGCAAAUACCCUGACAAGUAAAUUUGAAUUUCUAGGCAUUAAUAGACAAUCCAUCUCCAACUUUCAUGUGCUGCUCUUACAGACUGAGACUCGAAUUGCAGACUGGCGGGAAGGGGCUCUUAAUGGAAACUACCUUAAACGAAAACUUCAGGAUGCAGCAGAACAACUAAAACAGUAUGAAAUAAACGCCACUCCUAAAGGCUGGUCCUGCCACUGGGACAGGGAUCAUAGACGAUAUUUCUAUGUAAACGAACAGUCGGGCGAGUCUCAGUGGGAGUUUCCAGAUGGUGAAGAGGAAGAAGAAGAAAGCCAAGCACAAGAAAGUAGAGAUGAGACUCUUGCCAAACAGACCUUGAAAGACAAAACUGGCACUGAUUCAAAUUCUACAGAAUCCUCUGAAACUUCCACAGGUUCUCUUUGUAAAGAAUCCUUUUCUGGUCAAGUUUCUUCUUCAUCACUCAUGCCACUUACUCCAUUCUGGACCCUCCUUCAGUCAAAUGUUCCUGUGCUUCAACCUCCAUUACCCUUGGAAAUGCCACCACCCCCACCUCCACCUCCAGAAUCACCUCCACCCCCUCCUCCACCACCUCCUCCUGUGGAAGAUGGUGAGAUCCAGGAGGUAGAGAUGGAGGAUGAGGGAAGUGAGGAGCCCCCUGCCCCAGGAACAGAGGAAGAUACCCCUUUGAAACCUUCAGCACAAACCACAGUUGUAACUAGCCAGAGUUCAGUUGAUUCCACCAUCUCUAGUUCUUCUUCCACUAAAGGAAUAAAGAGGAAAGCUACAGAAAUUAGUACUGCAGUGGUUCAGAGGUCAGCUACCAUUGGCAGUUCUCCAGUUCUCUAUAGCCAGUCAGCUAUAGCUACAGGUCACCAGGCAGCAGGGAUUGGAAACCAGGCAACAGGAAUUGGACAUCAGACAAUACCAGUUAGCCAUCCAGCAGCAGGAAUGGGUCAUCAGGCCAGAGGAAUGAGCCUGCAGUCAAAUUACCUUGGACUAGCGGCAGCACCUGCAAUUAUGAGUUAUGCAGAAUGUUCUGUCCCAAUUGGAGCGACUGCUCCCUCAUUGCAGCCAGUUCAGGCCCGAGGUGCUGUGCCUACCACUGCCAUUAUAGAACCACCACCACCACCUCCUCCUCCUCCUCCACCACCACCACCAGCUCCCAAAAUGCCACCACCUGAAAAGACGAAAAAAGGAAAGAAAGACAAGGCAAAGAAGAGUAAGACCAAAAUGCCAUCUUUGGUAAAAAAGUGGCAGAGUAUCCAGCGUGAGUUAGAUGAAGAGGACAAUUCUAGUUCCAGUGAAGAGGAUCGGGAAUCAACUGCACAGAAGCGAAUUGAAGAGUGGAAACAGCAGCAGCUGGUUAGUGGCAUGGCAGAGAGAAAUGCUAAUUUUGAAGCCCUUCCUGAGGAUUGGAGAGCAAGGCUAAAGAGAAGGAAAAUGGCUCCAAACACAUAGUUUUUAAGUUUUUAAAACUUUUUUUUUGUAUUAUUAUUUGUUUUGUGUUCGGUUCAAAGUCUUAACCAGUUUUAUUGUCAAAUAAACUAUAAAUGUUAUGGGGGAGAUGUUAUAAAUUUCCUGGGCAAGAGCGUAUGCAUACAAAGUUUUCACUUUUGUGAAAUGUAAUUUUUCUGUUUUGCAAAGGGAUGAGGUGAUUGGAAUUGCUUUGACCAUGCUGCCUUUAUUCUCAAACUGGCAAACUUAGCAUGUUAGGUAUAUUAACCUCAUCAGUCUUGAAGAACAUGUGGCUCAUGACUAUAACACUUCUGUAGAGGACUACCUGACAAAAGUGAAGAAUUAACUUCUCGUCCAGAACAAGUGCAAUUCAGAAGGCAGCUCUGCAUUCUAGCUUGACUGGAAUUUUCUGAAUCUUUUUCUGGCCUCUUUUCUCUAGUCGGCCACCCCUGAAGUGCUGAGGUCUAAGUGGUUUACCUCGUGCUGAUAGAUGGCCACACUCUUUAGAGUAGUUCUCAUAAGUUCUAGAACUGGUAGCUCGGUCGUUUCGCACACUAGGUGGCAUACAGGCAGCAGCAGGUGUUCAUAUCCGUGAUUUUGAGAAUUUCCCCUCAAGUAUGUGGCAGUAAAUGCAAUGAGACACUCUAUGUAUUAAUGUCUCCAUUGUCUUAACCCUGUUCCAAAACAAAAUUCACCUCCUUUCUUUAUGUGAAUGUAUUCUCCAUAAAAUUCCAGUAUUUAAAAAGCAGUUUACUGUUCUGUACUUUCUAUUGUAUCACAAUCAGGUAAAAGUCACUUUAAACUGAGGAAAUGGCAAAUUGUGUUUUAAAGCUCUUUGUAUUUCUCCAGUUUCUGACCUUGUAAAUUUGUAUAUAUGCACUAAUAAAGCUUUUUUUAUAAUCCUGA
This is a messenger RNA of Nomascus leucogenys (northern white-cheeked gibbon), 4146 nucleotides long. It is a transcript of the gene FNBP4, whose product is annotated as formin binding protein 4. The record is from RefSeq and is a predicted model, not a curated record. Gene Ontology annotation, molecular function: protein binding. NCBI's taxonomy places the organism in Eukaryota, Metazoa, Chordata, Mammalia, Primates, Hylobatidae.